AUGCACCAACCGCCGCCCAACUCAGCCACAGCCCCCAACGCGCCGCCGCAAAUCAGCGUGAACGGAAAUCAACUGCAAGUGGUAGAGAACUUCCCGUAUCUGGGCAGUACCCUCUCCACCGACGCCACCGACCUUACCACCCCUCACUCCCCCGCUUCCUCCUCCACCUCCUCCUUCACUGCCACAACGACGGCAACUCCGGCGUCUGUCGCCCACGGCCUCACCACAGCCGAACCUGGCACAACAACCGGCACAACCCCUGCAACCACCAUCAUCCGACGUGAGGGCCAGGACUACAUCUGCCCUCACUGCGAUCGCACCUUCACUUCACGCAUCGGCCUGGUCGGUCACUUGCGAAUCCAUCGCACAGAGACUGGCGAACCAGUGCCUGGAGCACCAACCUACACUCACCGCACUCGCCUCCACUGCCCACACUGCCCUCGCACCUUCAGGCAUCGCAUGGGUCUAUUCGGCCACAUGCGCACCCACGAGAGCGGAAUUGACCACAAUUCCGAUACAGCCACGACAUCCAACACAUCCACCACGCCCAGACCAAUCCUCGCUCCACCGUCACACGCGUCGACCACCACCGCCACCAACACCACUGCUUCCUCUACAGCUGACACCGACACCGCCAACCUCUCAUGCCCACAUUGUCCACGCAUCUUCACCUCACGCAUCGGCCUGGUGGGUCACUUGCGAAUCCAUCGCACAGAGACUGGCGAACCAGUGCCUGGAGCACCAACCCACACCCACCGCACUCGCCUCCACUGCCCACACUGCCCUCGCACCUUCACGCAUCGCAUGGGUCUAUUCGGCCACAUGCGCAUCCACGACGACCUGCGGUAG
Messenger RNA from Spirometra erinaceieuropaei, 849 nucleotides. NCBI's taxonomy places the organism in Eukaryota, Metazoa, Platyhelminthes, Cestoda, Diphyllobothriidea, Diphyllobothriidae. The record is from the annotation of a GenBank genome assembly.